Molecule: messenger RNA, 1224 nt
Organism: Myotis davidii
Lineage: Eukaryota; Metazoa; Chordata; Mammalia; Chiroptera; Vespertilionidae
Gene: CENATAC
Product: coiled-coil domain containing 84
Exons: 11
Coding region: 75-1109 (344 amino acids)
Source: RefSeq, a predicted model, not a curated record
GCCCCGCCCCCAGGGGUGAGGGGUCACGGGUUGCGUAGGACCCGCAGCGCAUCGCUUUCCCACGCCCCGGGCCGAUGGCGCCCGCGCAGCGCUGCCCUCUGUGCCGCCAGACCUUCUUCUGCGGCCGCGGGCACGUCUACAGCCGCAAGCACCGGCGGCAGCUGCAGGCGGCUUUGGACCGGCUCCUGCCCCAGGUGGAGGCCGCCCGCAAGGCCGUCCGCUCGGCGCAGGUGGAGCGGUACGUGCCCGAGCACGAGCGGCGCUGCUGGUGCCUGUGCUGCGGCUGUGAGGUGCGCACACACCUCAGCCACGGGAGCCUGACGGUGCUGCACGGGGGGCUGCUGGAGCACCUGGCCAGCCCAGAGCAUAAGAAAGCAACAAACCGAUUCUGGUGGGAGAACAAGGCUGAGUUUCAGAUGAAAGAGAAGUUUCUCAUCUCCCCUCAAGAGUAUGCACAAUUCAAGAAAUCCAUGGUAAAAGGUUUGGAUUCCUAUGAGGAAAAAGAGGACACGGCGAUCAAAGAGAUGGCAGCUCAGAUCCGAGAGGUGGAGCACAGCCGGCAGGAGGUGGUGCGGUCCAUCUUAGAGUCUCAGGCAGUGCCAGACCCAGAAGAGGGCUCUUCGGCACCUGGAAGCUGGAAAGGGACAACCAGUCAAAUAACCUCCACCUCACAGUGGCCCUCAUACUUGGACCUGCCACCUGCCCCAGAACUUGACUGGAUGGAGACAGGACAACCUCUGACAUUCAUUGGUCAUCAGGGUGUGUUUUUUUUUUUCCACUUCCAACUACAGGACACACCAGGACUUGGUAACAUCCACUCAGGUGCCACACCACCCUGGAUGGCCCAAGAUGAGGAACACAGCUCUGGGAACCAACAAAUAGGACCUUCCUAUGAAGAAUUUCUCAAAGAAAAGGAAAAACAGAAAUUGAAGAAACUCCCUCCAGACAGAGUUGGGGCCAACUUUGACCACAGCUCCAGCACCAGCGCAGGCUGGCUGCCCUCUUUUGGCCGCGUCUGGAACAAUGGACGCCGCUGGCAAUCCAGACAUCAAUUCAAAACUGAAGCUGCAACAAGGAACAAACAGCAGUCAAAGAAAAUGGUUUCAUAAGGCUUAGAAGCCAUGUCAGCAAGUCCAGCCCCGCUACUACCUUUUGUGACUGCCUCGCUUAGGAAAAAGACAUACCCACUUACUGAUUUAAUAAAGGUUUAUUUUUCAAAAUGUA